Messenger RNA from Herpailurus yagouaroundi (jaguarundi), 1556 nucleotides. RefSeq names its product aspartate beta-hydroxylase domain containing 2 (gene ASPHD2). The record is from RefSeq and is a predicted model, not a curated record. Gene Ontology annotation, cellular component: membrane. Lineage: Eukaryota; Metazoa; Chordata; Mammalia; Carnivora; Felidae.
GCUAAAAGUAACUGGCAGCAGGUUUGGACGUCCUAAAAAAAAUCCUUUCACGGUGACUGACCCCACCUGCCAGGGUGACGUGAAGCGGCUCCCUCCAGCCUCCGUGCAGUGACUUUUGCCGGGAGUGGAGUGGCGAGCCCAGACGUCUGUCGAUGCCGCCCUUGGUGGGCUCCGAGGAACAGCGGCCGCCAUGCCCCCCCCCGCCCCAGCUGCCCCAUCCCCCCCAUGCUAAGCUGCAUGGUGUGGGUGCCCCCGGGACCCCCGAGGACUGACUGCCUGACCUUGCUUCGCACCCCCACCGACGACCCGACCCCCAAGAUGUCUCUCGAGUGGCUGGUGGCCUGGAGCUGGUCGCUGGACGGCCUGCGAGACUGCAUCGCCACGGGCAUCCAGUCAGUGCGGGACUGCGACACCACCGCUGUGGUCACCGUGGCCUGCCUGCUGGUCCUGUUCGUGUGGUACUGCUACCACGUGGGCCGGGAGCAGCCCCGGCCCUACGUGUCCGUCAACUCCCUGAUGCAGGGUGCGGACGCCAACGGGCUGCAGAACGGGUACGUGUACUGCCAGUCGCCCGAGUGCGUGCGCUGUGCCCACAAUGAGGGCCUCAACCAGAAGCUCUACCACAAUCUGCAGGAGUACGCCAAGCGGUACUCGUGGUCCGGCAUGGGCCGCAUCCACAAGGGCAUCCGUGAGCAGGGCCGCUACCUCAACAGCCGACCCUCCAUCCAGAAGCCCGAGGUCUUCUUCCUGCCCGACCUCCCCACCACGCCAUACUUCGCCCGGGACGCGCAGAAGCACGACGUGGAGCUGCUGGAACGGAACUUCCAGACAAUCCUGUGCGAGUUUGAGACGCUCUACAAGGCUUUCUCAAACUGCAGCCUCCCGCAAGGAUGGAAAAUGAACAGCACCCCCAGCGGGGAGUGGGUCACCUUUUACUUGGUCAACCAGGGGGUUUGCGUUCCCAGGAACUGCAGGAAGUGCCCACGGACGUACCGCUUGCUCGGAAGCCUUCGGACCUGUAUUGGGAACAAUGUUUUUGGGAACGCGUGCAUCUCCGUGCUGAGCCCCGGGACUGUGAUAACGGAGCAUUACGGACCCACCAACAUACGCAUCCGAUGCCAUUUAGGUCUCAAAACUCCCAGUGGCUGCGAGCUGGUGGUGGGGGGAGAGCCCCAGUGUUGGGCGGAAGGACGCUGCCUCCUCUUUGAUGAUUCUUUCCUGCACACUGCAUUCCACGAGGGUUCGGCAGAGGAUGGCCCGCGGGUGGUUUUCAUGGUGGAUUUGUGGCACCCCAACGUGGCAGCGGCCGAACGGCAGGCUCUGGAUUUCAUCUUUGCUCCAGGACGAUGAGAACAGUCCCCGCGCUGGAGUCGGCGAGAGCGGCCGCGGGUCAGCCUGGGCAGGCUGGGGUCCGGUCCAGCCCCCAACCCGUGCUGGGAUUCCAUGCUCAGAAGCCUGCCUCAACGGAAAGUCCUUACUUGGGAUUUUGAGAUCACGUUGGGUCCCUCUUUCCUUUGAUUAUUGUAAAUGGGAAAUUUUUGGCUUGUAUUUCCUUA